AUGUCAUUGUUGACACGAGUGGCACCGAGUAGGCUUGUGCCUGGCGCCAAGGGGGUCUUCAUUACACGUCCACUGAAGAAGUUUACACCGGUGGAAGUUGCGCCGCCGCCUGACGCCAUUGCACCGCCGUAUUUGGUGAAUCUUCUUCGCAUGCCGCCCCACAAGAUUUCGCUUCGACACUUUUUAGCGCUGCGGCAUCAGUUUAGUAGCGGCAUGUACUUCAACGUGGCCACAUUGGGCGGGUGGUACUUGAUUGUGCCUGGCAGCCACGCCCCACUUGCAGACCCCGCGGGACUGCGGGCGUGGCGGGAGCGGCACCACCAUCGCUAUGAACAGAAAGCCGCCGUGCGAAGAAGGAAGACAGACGAGGUGGUGACGGCGACGCAUGGCUCAACUGCCAAAAAAAGCCGAACAACGUUAAUGGAUUCAUGUGAUGGUGGCAAGAGGAAUUCUUCUACCGCUGUACAGGGCGAUAACGAUACCAACAUGGAGGGAGAGAAUGAAGAGAAUGAGGAGGAGGAGGUACAUGCUGGUCCCUCUGCAACAGCAUCCUCUUCUGUCAGUUUCGGGGAGACGGUGUCUCGAGCGUCACUGCUGAGUGAGUCGCGGAUUGUUAUACCUGAAGGUCACCUGUUUGAGAUCAAUGAUGGGGUUCUGUGGGAAACACCUCCGCAGAACGAUCUCGGCAAUCCUGCGUACUGGAAGCAUCACACGGCGCGUAUGCAGUUAUACGAAGACACCAGCAUAAGCGCAGAGCAGGUAGAGUUCAUUGCGUCACCGCUUAACACAGAAGGCAUUCAAAAUGUCUCUGGCUACACGGAACAGGAAAGGCACGUGCAACAACAACGACUUUUUCAGGUAUUAACACACAAGGCCAAUGUGAGGCUGAAUGUAGAUGAUAAUACACGCCUUUUGACACUCAUGCCCAUCAUUGACCUGAAGGAGGGCGACGAGUUACUGCUUCAUUACGGUCGUGAGUGGUGGUCGCAGCGGCUACUUUCCACUCUUUUUAUGUCUGUGCCUGACAAUGAGAUGCGGGAUAUUCGCUGGAUUGAGGCACUCUUUAAGAAGCCGACAGAUGUGAGCAAACCAUUUCCUCAGCUAUGCUCUGCUGUGGCGCGAAGGAAAAUGCCGAAAAGGGGGAAACGUGGUGAAGAUGGGAAGGCUUCCGAUGUAAAUGACGGGAGUAACGUGGAUGCAGCAACGCAACGGGAUAAUUUGGUGCUGUACAAUGCGGUAACACGUCGUAAGGCUACGGAUGCAGAGGCGCUUAUAUUUGCUGUGCGAAGGAGUUGUGUUAAUCGGAAUUUUUUUACCGCUCUCGUUGGGACAAGUGGUGCAGGUGUGUUUGAUGUGUCAAAUUGUGAUGACGAGGUGCCACUCCGUCGGUUACGUCUUACGUUGUUACAGUCAUUGCACCUCGAGCACGUUUCAGCAGACAUGACUGGCGUGCCAGCGGAGAGGUCAGAGGUCCAAUUUGCUGAGGAUGAGGAGGAUGGUUCCCUCAUUCUCUGA
Molecule: messenger RNA, 1515 nt
Organism: Trypanosoma cruzi
Lineage: Eukaryota; Euglenozoa; Kinetoplastea; Trypanosomatida; Trypanosomatidae
Exons: 1
Coding region: 1-1515 (504 amino acids)
Source: RefSeq, a predicted model, not a curated record